Messenger RNA from Actinia tenebrosa (Australian red waratah sea anemone), 1597 nucleotides. Its product is annotated as glucoside xylosyltransferase 1. Gene Ontology annotation, molecular function: UDP-xylosyltransferase activity. Gene Ontology annotation, biological process: protein O-linked glycosylation via N-acetylgalactosamine. Lineage: Eukaryota; Metazoa; Cnidaria; Anthozoa; Actiniaria; Actiniidae. The record is from RefSeq and is a predicted model, not a curated record.
ACCAGGAGUGAUCAAUAAAUCACUUGAAAUGAGUUUGAAACUCCGAAGUACAGAAUGUUAAAAUAUCAUUCUGAUUUAUUCGUGCACUAAAGCUGUACUACAAARAUGAGAAUCAUCUCAAAAAUUAUCCUUCUAGCCAUUUGUGUCAUCGUAUUUUUCGAGAUUUCAUUACUAUGGAUGUUUUCAGGAGAGAAUCUUAUAUCAAGUCCUACAAAAAGAAAUCAACAGUUUGACUCAACUGUAGCAGCUUCUCACAAAGAAAUUAUUUCUUCUAUAAAUACAGCCGCUUCUUUUGUUCAAAGUUAUGAACCAAGCUAUAUUCAACCACAAGCUCAGCUGAUCCAUGUAGCUGUCGUGGUUUGUGGGGAGCGCACGGAGGAAGCUACUACAAUGUUAAAAUCAGUCACUUUAUUCACAAAAAGACAGUUGUACUUUCACAUAUUGGCUGAGGAUGAGCACCACGAUAAAAUCAAAUCCAUCAUCAAUGUUUGGCCAUGUACUGAUGAUGGCCAAGUUGUCUAUAAGGUAUAUUCUCUGGAGUUUCCCAGUGGGAAAUCAAGUGGUGAAUGGAAGAGCCUUUUUAAACCUUGUGCAGCACAGAGAUUAUUUCUCCCAUCUGUGUUGAAGAAUAUUGAUAGCUUGAUCUACAUGGACACCGACUGUUUGGUUCUACGUCCUAUCGAGGAUGUUUGGCAGCAUUUUAGUGACUUCAAUUCAACACAGCUUGCUGCAGUGAGCCCAGAGGGGGAAGUACCAGGGCUUAAUUGGUACAAAAGGUUUGCAAGGCAUCCAUAUUAUGGUCAACUAGGAAUAAAUUCAGGUGUUAUGUUGAUGAAUCUGACAAGAAUGAGAUCACAUGACUGGGUAGAAAACAUGUUGGCAAUAUACAAAAAAUACAAACUGGAUAUCACCUGGGGUGACCAAGAUAUUCUGAAUAUAUUUUUCCAUUUUCAUCCAGAGCUGUUGUAUGUUUUUAAUUGUGAAUGGAACUUGAGGCCUGACCACUGUAUGUAUGGAAGCAACUGUAAAACAGCUCAAACCAAUGGUAUCUCAGUUCUCCAUGGUAACAGGGGAGCCUUUCAUGGAACAAAAUGGCCCGUCUUUAAGGCUGUGUAUGAUGCAAUAAAUGAAUAUCACCAUGGUGAUGAUGGUAUUGCGGCUCUUGAAAGCCUGAGAGAAGAGUUGGGGAAAUUCGAUCAGACGUACUGUGGGGCAUUAAAAGAUGCUAUUUUAAAACAUCCUUGGACGAUUUCUAACAGAUUAUAAUAUUUGGAAAUGUUUUUUAUAAAUAUAAUUCAAUUUUUAAGGCAGAAAUAUUUAUUGGCUUUAGAAGUACAUAAAUCAUUCUAGAGGCGUAUUUUAGGCCUAGGCUUUGAGAUUUCAAUUUAUUCUACCAUCCAUAAAGGAUUCCCGAAUAAAACAAGUUUGAGUUUUACUCACAUACAAUCCCUAGUUAAGGAAACUUGAAAGCCAUAAGCUAGAGGCAAUAAUUGCCAUGGCUACACAUGAGAAGACAGUCUACAUAUCAAAUGCGUAUUUACAUAAUAUAUUUAAUGCAUUUCUAUUACAACAAUAAAAAUAUUGCCAGCAUCAUUUA